AGGACGCUGUGGAAAAAAGAAAAAAAAAACUAUAUUACAAAACCAGAAGAGAAGAAGAGCCGACGACUUCUGGAAAAAAAUGUUAGGAUUAUUAUAAUUUCUCUGACAUUUAUCAAUAAGCAGCACGAUAAGUGGAAACAAUAAGUGGAAACAAACUGAAAACAGCUGAUAGCUGUAAGAUCAGACCUAAUCAAAAUGUUAUGGAAUAUAAUAGUUUUAGUAACAUUGUUGCAGCUCAGAAAUAGUGAGAGCUUCCCAAACAGCAGACUUGACACCACCGAUGAAGAUGGUGACUCCGUCUAUUUCCACAGCAUGGAAGCUGAGACCUACGGCAGGAAUGGGACGGAGUGUGAGCGGUGUGUGCCGCAGCAGUGCCCGGAGGCGGUGGGCUGCAGAGCCGGGCUGGUUCUGGACAGAUGCGGCUGCUGUUACGAGUGCGGCAACUCGGAAGGGCAGCCGUGUGACCUGGACAACAGCAACGUCUUUUCCGGGCUCUGCGGGUCAGACCUGCGGUGUGAAAUCGACAUGUCGGAUCUGAGAUACGGGGAAGUGCUUGAGCCGCAGUGCGUGUGUGUGUUUCAGGAGGCAGUCUGCGCUUCCGACGGCAGGACUUUUAUAAACCUUUGCCAGUUUAAAGAUGCGGCUUAUUCAAAGCCAGGGCUGCGCAUCGACAGCAGCGGGCCAUGUCAAACAGUUCCCCUUAUCAAGGUGCCGCCACACAACCGCGUGAACGUGAGCGGCAGCACCGUGAUGUUCCUCUGCGAGGUCUUCGCCUUCCCCAUGGCCUUGAUAGAGUGGCGGAAGGAUGGCAGCGACCUCAUUCUACCAGGGGAUGACCCUCACAUCUCUGUACAGUCACGCGGAGGCCCAAUGAAAUACGAGCUGUCCAGCUGGCUACAAAUCGAGGGUGUCGUCCCAGAGGAUGCAGGCAUGUAUCGCUGUGUGGCCCACAACCAUCUGGGCAACAUCUCUGCGUCUGCAGUGCUGGGAGUUCUGAGACCAGAGGAAGUGUCUGCAUUUUCCACAGAAGACAUGCCAGCGUCGUUUGCUUAUGAUCCACAGAGUGACUAUGACGAGGACUAUUACUAAUGCCGUCAUCUGAGUGCAUAUGGCAGGGGGCAAAAGCACAGUGCUGCCCGAUGGAAGCCAAAGCUGCUAAGGUCUGCGCUACAGACUGUGUUUGCAGUCAGCAGCGCUUCCUGAGGUUCCCUCUGUGAACGGGACCUUAACACCAGGUCGGGCUUCCGUGCCAUUGGCCUGAUUCAGGAACAAAACAAAGAAGAGAAGCUUUGUUGCCACAGGCUACCGGCACAACUGGCUUUAUUGCCCAAUGAAGCUGAAGAAGGCCACAUUUUAAGAUAUUUUAACAAUGUGUGUUAUUUUAAACAAAAGAAGAAGCAGAUGUAUGUUUUAAAGACAUGUCCCAUUUCCUCUGGGAUCAUAUACAUACAUUGCAGAAAAGCUUUUGAUUUUUGAGCAUGUAAUACUUUCCUAAUUAUCUAAAUAACCUAUUGUCAGAAAGCUAUCCUGACAAUGCCCUUUAUGAUAUCCCAGACGUGUGUCACUGGAAUAUAUUAUGAAUGUCUUACUGUGUCCUUUUCUAAUUAUUAAUGUGCACUUUUAGCUUAGUGUUUUUGUUUCCAUAUAUUGUAUCUCUUUAAUCUGUGGACCAAAUGUGUCAGCAAGACAAGCUCAGAUAGUGAAGUUUAGUCUACAGAUGGUUUUAAUGUUUGGCAGCACUCAAGAAUCCAGCGAUGAAUGGUGUCCACAUCAUAUAACAGGGAAGUUGUUGAUCAUUAUUGCAGAUGACAUGUUUCUAAAUCACAGAUUUCCUAACUAACUCACAACUUCAGCAACCCUAACCCCCUCCCUUGCAUGAACUCACUCUGCUUUUUAAGAGCCCCCCCCCCCCCCCCCCCCCCCGGAGUCUGUUUUCUCUUCUGUGUUCCUCUGCCAACAUACUGCUCCUGUUUGGAUAUUUUUAUGAAAAGAUCAUGAAUCCCUUGAAUGUGACAUUUUCCAACACUACAGUAGAGUUCACUCAUUAAUCUAAUGCAUAUAUAUUUUAUUCCUUAAAACUCUUAUGUGAAGUUUGGUUUUUGUUUUGUUUUAGGCACAGAUGCUUAAAUGUACAUAUAACUGAAACAAUAAUCUAGAUUCUACUGUUGAUUCUGGUAUUAUUGUAUCUCUAUGUGUGAAAAUACAUUUAAAUAAAGUCCUCUUAUGAUCACA
Molecule: messenger RNA, 2232 nt
Organism: Paramormyrops kingsleyae
Lineage: Eukaryota; Metazoa; Chordata; Actinopteri; Osteoglossiformes; Mormyridae
Gene: kazald3
Product: Kazal-type serine peptidase inhibitor domain 3
Biological process (GO): regulation of signal transduction; regulation of cell growth
Cellular component (GO): extracellular region
Molecular function (GO): insulin-like growth factor binding
Source: RefSeq, a predicted model, not a curated record